CCCUUCCGUUUGAUCUCGGAGUGGUGUGGUAGAGUGCAUUAGUUUUCUUCUACAACUCACCACGUUAAGACUAACAAAAAGAGUGUGCUGAUAUUUAUCUUCCACCUAAAUUUUAUUUAUUUACAACGAUCACCACCGUGAACAAUUUUUGCCAACUGGUUUUUGAUAUUGAUUGCUCUUGAAAUUAAAAAAACUUUUAAAACUUUACAAAAAAUAUAUAUAAAAGCACAUAUUCAAUCUGGUUAGAUACAAAAACAUAUAUAUAAAAAAAAAAACAAAAAAUUGACAAAACAAAAAUAGUCGCGAAUCAGACUCUCGUGAUCGUAGGUGAUCGUAGGAAUAUAAGGUGAAGUGUGUAAAUUUGCGAACUUUUUCUAUAUGUCACAAAAACAAAAAUUCAGCGCCAGAUCAUGAUUUCCAGAACAAAUAUAGAAUUUGAGCAGCUUCGAUACGGAGUGAAGCAGGAGGUUUUCGGUAAAUCCGAAAAAUUAAUCUUGAACAACAUCAACGGCGAAUUUCGAAGCUUCGAACUAUCAGCUGUUCUCGGCGCAAGUGGAAGUGGAAAAACUUCGCUUUUAAAGAUUUUAUCAGGAUUUAUGAAAAAAAAUGUUUCUGGAUCAAUUAAAAUUAAUGGCGAUGAUCGUAGUGAUUUUAUUAAAAAGAAUUCAACAUUUAUUAUGCAAGAAGAACAUCUCCAUGGCUUAUUAACAGUUCACGAAGCAAUGAAUUUUGCAUUUAAAUUGAAAACUGGAAACAUGCUGUCAAAUCAGGAACGCGAUGAAAAAAUUGUUUCUAUUUUAAAAACGCUUGGACUGUCAGAAAACUUGAAUAAUUAUUCAGGUGAUCUGAGUGGUGGAGAACAAAAGCGACUAUCUAUAGCAUUGGAACUUGUCGAUGACCCCUCGAUACUUUUUCUAGAUGAACCAACAACCGGAUUAGAUUCAUCGUCUUCCACUCAAUGUAUUAAGCUUUUAAAAAAACUGGCUCUAGAAGGAAAAAUAAUCAUUUGCACAAUUCACACACCAUCAGCACUUCUCUUUGAAAUGUUUGAUCACAUUUAUGCGCUUGCCGAUGGCUGUUGCAUCUAUCAAGGGUCAAGCAAAAAUCUUGUGCCAUUUUUAAAGGAACUUGACCUAAUCUGCCCCCCAACCUUCAAUCCAUCUGAUUUUCUUUUAGAAAUUGCAACAAACUCGUACGGGUAUCAGAAUCAACGACUUGUGGACAAGAUCAUGAACGGGUCAGUUGAAUCUUAUCGCGAUAUUCUGAUCAACAAUAAUAAUAACAAUAAUGAUAAGUAUAACAAUAAUGAUGCAGUUAAUGAGAAAGGUCAUAAAUCGUUGAAUGACAUUCGUCGGUAUCAUCAUUAUUCGCCUUCAUUCGUCACACAACUGACUCAACUUUUAUUGCGAAAUGGAAUGUUUUUGAUGCGUGACAAAAUGUUUUUGUGGAUACGAGUGAUGGUUCAUCUUAUCGUAGGUCUAAUGAUAGGUUUCAUAUAUUAUAACAUUGGACAUGAAGCGACUGAGAUAUUGAACAUCUUUCGAUUCGUUCCAAUCGCUGUUGGGUUUUUAUCGUACGCAGGCUUCUAUUCGCUUAUGGUUCGAUUUCCCUUGGACUUGCCGAUCACAAAGAGGGAAUGCUUUAAUCGAUGGUAUUCUAGUGGUUCUUAUUAUCUCGCACUCAUAAUCUCAGAUAUUCCAAUUAUCAUCACUUGUUGUACUUUCUACACAAUCAUCAUUUUCUACUUCACCGACCAACCAAUGGAAUCUUUCCGUCUUAUUAACGUGAUUUUUAUAGGAAUUCUAACAAGCUUUACAGCGCAAUCAUAUGGAUUGCUCAUUGGAUCGUUGUUCGAUGUUAAGAUAGCGCUUGUAGUUGCAGGCUUUUUGAUGGCAUUUCAUGUUCUUUUUGGUGGAUUCUUUAUUCUCAUGAAAGAUGUGUCAUCAGGAUUUUACUGGUUGUUUGAGACAACUUACAUCAAGCAUUCACUUGACGGAUUCGCUUCACUUAUACUUGGAUUUAAUAGAAAAAAACUUCAUUGUAGUGACAUUUAUUGUCACUUUGAAGAUCCGAAUAAGUUUAUGAAGUUUAUUGGACUUGAAGAAAAUUUAACGAAGAUUAAGAAAUUAAACAUUAAAUGUAUGAAUGAGAAAUUAACUAUCGAGUUUGAAGAGUUACGUUAUAGUGUCAAGACAGUGUUUUACGACAUUUUCGGACUAAAUAAGAAAGAAAUUCUAAAAGGAAUUAAUGGAGAGUUUAGAGGUUGUGAGUUAUCAGCAAUUAUGGGCCCGAGUGGAUGUGGCAAGAGUACUUUGCUUAAUGUUCUCUCAGGCUACUCAACAUCAAAUGUGCGCGGGUCAAUACGGGUCAACGGAAAGCCUCGUGACUUUAAUUUAUUUAGAAAGCAAUCGUCAUACAUUAUGCAAGAACAAAAUCUGCAUGCACUUUUGACAUUACGUGAAACAAUGUUGUUCUCCAUUCGACUUAAAACGGGAAACUCAUUAAAAAAAGAACAACGUGAAAAGAAAGUGUUGAUGAUAUUAGAGAAUCUCGGGCUUGAUAACGAAAUCGAUACAUUUGUCAAAGAUUUAAGUGGCGGUCAACAAAAGCGACUUGCAAUAGCUUUGGAGCUUGUCGAUGAUCCAUCAAUUUUGUUUAUAGAUGAACCAACAACAGGUUUAGAUUCAUCUUCGUCAACACAAUGUGUGAAGCUUCUUCAAAAAUUGGCACAUGAAGGGAAGACAAUCAUUUGUACAAUUCAUACACCUUCUGCAUUGCUUCUUCAAAUGUUUGACAAUCUCUACACGUUAGCUGACGGCGUUUGCAUCUACCAAGGUGCUAGCAAAAACAUUGUUCCAUUUCUACACGAAUUAGAUAUAAUCUGCCCGGAGACAUUCAAUCCAGCUGAUUUUCUUCUCGAAAUCGCUAAUAAUGAUUAUGGAGAACAAAACUAUCUUUUGCAAGCUAAAAUUAAAAAUGGACUAAAUAACGAAUACAGAAAAAAAUCUGAAUCAAUCAUCAUCGAAAGUAAUUGUGAGCUAUCAUCAUAUCAAAGAUCUGCUUCUUCAUCAUCAUCUUUUAUUGAUCAAGUUAUUCAACUAACAGCUCGAAAUACGCUUUUUAAUAUACGCGAUAAAAGUUACAUGCUUAUGAGACUUGUCGUUUAUCUAUUCGUGGGAUUUCUUGUUGGCAUCAUGUACUACAACAUUGGAAACGAUGCAAAACAAAUGAUCAACAUUUAUAAAUCGAUAUUCAUAUUAGUUGCAUUUUUAAUGUACACGUCACUGUAUUCACUGGCUGUUCGAUUUCCAUUAGAUUUACCGAUCAUUCAACGUGAACAUUUCAAUCGAUGGUACUCUACAGCUGCACAUUACAUCGCCUUGAACUUAGCCGAUGUUCCAAUAGUAAUAAUUUGUUCGAUCAUGUUUACUGUAGUCGCUUAUACGAUGACAAAUCAUCCGUUGGAAGACUUUAGACUUGGAACAGUUUUAGCAAUUGGUCUCGCUUUAAGUUUUACGUCGCAAGCAUACGGAAUAUUUGCGGGAUCAUUUGUUGAAAUCAAGUUGUCGCUGUUAUUUGCUGCUUUACUUAUGCUCUAUCAAAUCAUUUUCGCUGGUGGACUUGUGUUCAUGAAAGAUGUAAAUCCAUAUUGGCAUUGGAUGUUCGAAAUAUCUUUUAUGAAACACGCAUUAGAUGGCUAUGGCUCGUUAAUAUUGGGAUUCAACAGAACAAAACUCGAAUGUGAAGAACUUUAUUGUCACUUUAUAUCAACAAAAAAGUUCAUGACAAUGAUUGAUAUGAGAGAAGAUAUUCCAAAAGUAUUUCACUCACUUGGCAUUAUUUGGGCGGUUUUUCACUUUGCAGCAUAUUGCGUCAUGAGGUUUCGGUUGAAUCACUAAGUUUAUCAAUUUUUUACGUUUUGUUUUUCAUGUGAUAUAUUAAAUAUUUAUUUUUAUACUUCUGGUGAUGUACAAUGAUAAGAUUUUAUUUUUUAUAUUUUAAAUGUAAUAAAUAAAUGUUAAAUUGAAGCAUUAAAAUGCAUAGUGGUCAUGUGAAUCUGAGAUCUUAUCAAGUUUUUUCAUAAAACUCAGAAAAUCUUUUUCAGCUUUUUUCGCGUCAUCAUUAAACUUUUUGAAACUUU
This is a messenger RNA of Clunio marinus, 4141 nucleotides long. The record is from the annotation of a GenBank genome assembly. Lineage: Eukaryota; Metazoa; Arthropoda; Insecta; Diptera; Chironomidae.